Molecule: messenger RNA, 1161 nt
Organism: Galeopterus variegatus (Sunda flying lemur)
Lineage: Eukaryota; Metazoa; Chordata; Mammalia; Dermoptera; Cynocephalidae
Gene: LYSMD4
Product: LysM, putative peptidoglycan-binding, domain containing 4
Exons: 3
Coding region: 191-1084 (297 amino acids)
Source: RefSeq, a predicted model, not a curated record
UCGAGAUUUCAUUUCUGGAAUCUCAUCCGAACGAUUUGGAGAGCAGAAGGGAGUAUGGUGGCUUUGGCACCUGGCUCAAGGUGAAAAUAAAAACCAGGCAUGGGGACGCAGUGAGUGCACGUGAACUGUGAGGAAGGACGGAUUUCAGAGCUUGCCAGGCAUUUUCCCCUCACUUCCCCACUUUAAGAAAAUGAGGCAGAUGGAAGUGCUAACCAAGACUUUCCAAGGCCCAGCUGUUGUCUGUAGGACUCCGAACAGCCACGUCUACAUGUUUAAGAAUAGCAGUGGGGACUCAGGGGACUCCUCUGAGGAAGAGUCACACCGUGUGCUUCUGCGGCCCCGGGGCAAAAAGCGCCAGAAGAACAGUGCCCACCACCCUCCCCAGCCAGGAGCAGGCGACGUGGUGCUGCUGCAGCGAGAGCUGGCCCAGGGGGACAACCUCAACAAGCUGGCUCUUCAGUAUGGCUGCAAAGUCGCAGAUAUCAAGAAAGUCAACAACUUCAUCAGAGAACAAGACUUAUAUGCUUUGAAAUCUAUUAAGAUUCCAGUGAAAAACCAUGGGAUCCUAACAGAGACCCACGAAGAACUAAAACCCCUCCCAAGCCCAUCCUCAGAGACCAGAGUGACCUUCGUGGAACUGCCAGACCCAGACAGAGCAGCAGCAGGCACCGAUGCCCAGGCCAGCCAGCUGACAGAUUUCUUUAAGGGGAUUGACCAGAACAUUGAGCGUGCAGUGCAGUCAGAAAUCUUUCUAAGUGAAAGUUACUGUGUAGAGACCUAUGACCAGCCGCUGCUCCCAGCUCCCCCGAAGACACCCACCAAUGGUGCAGACUGUGGAAUUCAGUGGUGGAAUGCUGUUUUUGUCAUGCUUCUCAUUGGGAUUGUUUUGCCAGUGUUUUAUUUGGUCUAUUUUAAAAUACAGGCUACUGGUGAGACCCCUAAUAGCUUGAACACAACUGCAGUCCCCAAUGGCUCGAUGGCAGUGGGUGCAGUUCCAUGGCAAGCCCCCAAAUUAGCAAUUCCAGUGCCAACCAUCACCUCUUCCAACAGCCAGUUCAGUCAGACCACCCAGGCAGGGAACUAAGCUGUUGUUUUUAAAGAAUCAGCCCAGCUUCAGCAGUUGAAUCUUGAUGGGCAUUCGCUGUUAUAGGACAUAUCCUA